CAUUCAAUUUGAAUUUGAUGAACAUAUGCGUUUGACAAAGGUCUUUCACAAUCACUACACCAAGUGUCAUGAUGUUACGUAUAUUCACUUUUACGCCUAUACUAACAUAUUGUAGACACUUUCUGCUCAAGAUAAGAAAAAACCGAAACACAAAAAACACAGAAUAACUUAGGUAAAUAAUGUAUGCGGAAUUGCUAGAUCUGCUACGAUUAUGAAUAGAAUCAAAUAUACUAAAGUAAACUAAUGUGUAAUGAGGAUGGUAAUACUGUGAAACUUGAUCAUUUAGUUAACGUCAUCGUACGUUGAGCUAAGUAAACCGUGAUUCGGCGACAAAUAAGUGAAGCUUUUUUUUUUUAAAUAGACAUAGGUAUUGAGCAGCUAUUAUUAAUUAGAAUCAACGAAAAAUUUUUGGAAGAUUCUCGAUACUUCAUUAGAAAUCGGAAGAGGUAAGGGUUCGAUUGGAGAUUGAUAGGUAAAUUCGUGGUAGGAGCGCACAUGUCAUGAUUUAUCUAUAGGGCACUCUUCGUACACCAACGUGUAUUUAUCAUAAUUAUGAAUACCAUAAAUCAAGCCAUAAAUUUUCAGGGUAUUUGUUUAUCUAUCGAUCUAUAUUUAUCCUCCAUUCGCCCACCCUAUGUCUCAACGCACGUUUCGUGGAGUUGUACAAAUAAUGAUAAUGGAAAAGUAUUAAAACGUGUAGCAAGGUAGAUUGCAUACAUAUGAUAUUAUCAACUCACGCGUAAACAUUACAUUACGAAUACCACAUCGCCAGCACGGAAAUAUCUAGUGGUCUGAAUCCCUCAUACUUACAGACAGUUGUCGGCUCUUAACGAGAGCGCAUCAAAAAAAUAUCUGAAAAAAAUUAUUAUCCAUCUUUUGAUGAAAACCAUUUACACUCAUUAAAACCGAGAAGGUGAAGAUCUUUUUGAAAAGAAGUAUUCAGAAAUAUUUCUAAUAUCAACUAUCGUCAUAUAUCAUCAGCCAGUUACAAUAAUUAUUGGCGGUGCAAAUCCGCUAUAAUAAAUUACGGGGACGGUGUUCGCAUUUUGAGCAUUCAAUAUGGAUACUAGUCGGAACAAACACAGCCGAAACAAUCUCGAAGAAAAAUCGAAUAUUUUUACAAAGAUUGCUUUAGGGUGGACAUGGCCGAUUUUCAUCAAAGGGGCGAAGCGGGACUUGGAAAUUUCAGAUUUGUACGAUCCACUGAGAUCCGAUGAAUCCGAUUAUCUAGGUGACUGUCUAGAAAGAGAAUGGAAAAAGGAGUUACGGAAAGCGGAUGAGGAAAUCGUUCUCGAGGAGGACGGGACUAAGCGACGAGCAAAGCAACCGAGUCUGACAUGGGCGCUAAUUCGAGUUUUUCGAACAACCUUCAUGUUGAAAGGUCUUGGGCUUCUUUGUCACAGCUUGGGAUUGCAGGUUGCUCAGCCAAUCAUCCAAGGAUGGAUAAUCUCGUACUUUUCACCAUCCCAAAACCAUACAACUCAGACACAGGUUCUUAUCUACUCUGCGUGCCUCAUCGCAGUCAUAUUUUCAGCGGCGUUAGUCAGUCAUCAUAUGGCCCUCAGGAAUCAACAGAUUGGAAUGCGAGUCAAGGUCGCAUGCAGCUCGCUCAUUUAUCGUAAGGUGCUCAGGCUGAAUCAAGCUGCUGUAAGUAACACCGCCGCGGGACAAGUUGCUAAUAUACUCAGCAAUGAUGUAGCACGCUUUGACUUCAUCUUCAUAUACCUCCACUACCUUUGGCUUAUGCCACUUCAAACCAUAUUAAUCGGAUAUGUCAUGUGGCAAUCUGUUGGCAUAUCCGCACUAGUUGGAAUUGGAGCAAUGCUGACACAGACCAUACCCAUACAAGGAUAUCUCAGUCAUCUCAGUGCAAAGCUUCGUUCAAAAAUUGCUGUUAAAACGGAUGAGAGAGUUCAACUUAUGAGUGAGCUCAUAUCCGGAUGCCAGGUGGUAAAAAUGUACUCAUGGGAAAAACCAUUCGAAUAUAUAGUGAAGAAGAUUCGAGCAAUGGAGAUAAAACUGAUCAGCCAGACAUCUUACCUGCGUGGUUUUUACCUUAGCAUAAUGGUAUUCUGUGAAAGAGUCACCCUGUUUUUGACGCUAAUUUGCUUCGUUCUACUGGGAAACCCAUUGGCACCAGAGAUCACCUUCGUUAUGGCCAGCUUGUUCAAUAUUUUACAAUUCACAAGCGCUAUUUGUUUCCCACAAGCUUUGAUAAUUGCUGGUGAAGCCAGCAUCUCUCUUAAUAGAAUUACGGAUUUCCUGUUACUUGAUGAGGUAAAAACUUCAGAGAAAUUUUCUUCUGCAUUACCAACUCCCAGAAAUAGUGGUACGCAGAAAUCUCAACCCCCUACUGCAAAAAAUACCAGCCCAAUAAAAGGUGUUGCAAUUGAGAUGGUGAAAGUGGCAGCCAAUUGGGUUCACGGUCAGCUCCCACCGACCCUUUGUGAGCUGACAAUGGAAGUUCAGAGUGGAUCUCUAUGUGCACUCGUCGGUCCUGUAGGUGCUGGAAAAUCAUCCAUUCUCCAGAUUUUGCUCGGAGAACUUCCGGUUGGAGCUGGAAGAGUCACAUUGUACAACACUGCUGGAACAAUCCACACUGGAAAUAUUUUGUGCCGGAAAGAUAUUAAAAUAUCAUACGCGUGCCAAGAUCCCUGGCUAUUUUCAGCAUCCAUCAGAGACAACAUUCUGCUCGGUGAACCCUAUGACAAGGAAAGAUACCAAGAGGUUACUAGGGUUUGCGCUCUUCACAGGGAUUUUCAACUACUCCCUCAAGGUGACUUGACUUCUGUGGGCGAGAGAGGUUCGUCUUUAUCUGGGGGUCAAAAAGCUCGGGUGAAUCUGGCACGAGCUGUUUACAGAGAAGCUGAUUUGUAUCUUCUGGAUGAUCCCCUAAGCGCAGUUGAUCCCCGAGUUAGCCGGCAGUUAUUCGAAGAAUGCAUAAAUGGUUAUCUCAAGGGGAAAACUCGUAUCUUAGUAACUCACCAGUUACAGUACCUACCACAAGUUGACAAAAUAGUAGUUCUGAAUCGCGGUACAGUGGAACGUCAAGGAACUUACAAAGAAAUCGCGGACACCGAUGUACAAGUUUCCGAAUCUGAGGAAUCAGUGGUUGAGGAUUCACCAGAAGAUCCCAAAAGUGCAGAUGAUAUAAAGGAUGAAGAGACCAAAGUUAGUCAAUCGAUAACUGAACAGAUUAGUCCAGAAGUUGCAGAUAAUAAUAAGGAGACUGUGGCAUCAGGUUCAAUGUCGAGCAAGGUCUACAUUGGGUAUUUCAAGGCUGGUGGGAACAUCUGCUCUCUUUUAUUGGUUCUCUUCGUUUUUAUCGUGGCGCAGUUGUCCGCCAGCGGUACUGAUUACUGGUUGACAUAUUGGACAAAUCAGGAAGUCUCCAGGACGAGUUGGAAACUCAAUCACUCUACCAAUUCAAACACAUUGUUUGAAAUGGAUCCAAGCGAUGGGUUGAACCAAACUGAAUCACAGAGUUCGUCAAUCUGGUAUGAUGAGCUGGGACUCUUCUAUGAACACUCUGCUAUGUACAUUUAUACAUUAUGCAUGAUAAUGUGUAUCCUGCUGGUCAGUCUUCGUAGUCUUAUUUUCGUCCGCAUCUGUAUGAAUGCCAGCAGAAAUAUUCACAAUGCAAUGUUCGCAAAUCUCUUGAAGGCCACAAUGCGGUUCUUCAAUACUAAUCCAACAGGACGGAUCUUGAACCGAUUUUCGAAGGAUGUUGGUGCCAUGGAUGAAACACUGCCAAAAGUCAUGCUCGAAACUCUUCAAAUUUUCUCUGUGAUGAUAGGAAUUCUGACAAUGGUCGUCAUAGUUAAUUACUGGAUGGCGAUUCCAAUAGUUAUAAUGGGCACUAUUUUUUACACUGUGAGGAUAUACUACAUGAAAACGGCUCAACAUAUAAAAAGACUUGAAGGAGUUGCAAAGAGCCCCGUCUUCUCCCAUGUAAGUUCGACUCUUGAUGGUUUAACAACCAUAAGAAGCAGAGGGGCGGCAGUUGAGGAGCUUUUACGAAAAGAAUUUGACCAUCUUCAAGACACCCACAGCGGCGCGUGGUACCUCACUCUCGCAACCGCUACUGCAUUCGGAUGCACACUCGACUUCGUUUCCUGCUGUUUCAUUGCCUGUGUAUGCUACUCCUUCAUCCUCAUCGAUGCCGAAAACACACUGGGUGGUAAUGUGGGACUGGCGUUGUCGCAGUCCCUUAUAUUAACAGGUAUGGUACAGCAUGGUAUCAGACAAAGUACUGAGGUCAUAGCACAAAUGACAUCGGUGGAGAGAGUUCUCCAAUACACAGCCUUGCCCAAAGAAGGACCUUUUACAACAAAGAAUCCACCACCUGCUACCUGGCCUGAAAAAGGUCGCUUAACUUUCAAAAAUGUAUCAAUGAAGUAUGCAGAUCAUAAGCCACCAGUAUUAAAGGAUAUGAAUCUACAGAUUGAGCCAGGCUGGAAAAUAGGAAUUGUGGGAAGAACAGGAGCUGGUAAAUCCUCCCUGAUUUCGGCACUUUUCUGUUUGACCGGAGAUGGUCUCAAGGGAAAGAUAGAGAUUGACGGAAUCGAUACAAAAUCAAUAGGUCUACACGAGCUGCGACCAAAAAUUUCUAUAAUUCCUCAAGAGCCAAUCCUCUUCUCAGCGAGUAUUCGAUACAAUUUAGAUCCCUUCGAACAGUACACUGAUGAUCAAUUAUGGGACACUCUUCGCGAAGUUGAACUCGGAGAUGCCAUUCCUUCCCUAGACUUUAGAGUAGCUGGAGGUGGCGCUAAUUUCAGCGUAGGACAAAGACAGCUCGUAUGCCUUGCCAGGGCAAUCUUGAGAAAUAAUCGGCUACUUGUGCUCGAUGAAGCCACUGCAAAUGUCGACAGGCGAACCGAUGCGCUAAUUCAGAAUACUAUAAGGCGUAGAUUCGCCGAUUGUACAGUACUCACAAUAGCUCAUCGUUUAAACACAAUUAUGGACAGUGAUAAAGUCUUGGUGAUGGCAGCAGGACAGGUAUUGGAGUUUGGAAAUCCCCAUCAACUCCUGCGAAAUCCUAAGGGACAUUUCUCAGAGAUGCUGCAACAAACUGGGAAAGACAGCGCAGAAAAAUUGGCAGAGAUUGCGAGAGUAGCCUAUGAGCAAAAAUACGGAAUACGGAAUAAUUCGGAAGAAACUAGAGCUACAAGCCCGGCAAGUAACGAGACAACAUAUUUAUAAUCGCGAUGAGUUGUCAGAGGAAAGUCUUCCCCUGACAGAUUGAUGUCAUGGCAUCUAAGGAUUAUCGUCGUUUGGAACCUCUACUGAUUAGCAGCAGGGAUGAAUAAUUUCAUAUCAAUAAUCACUGAUAUUACUUGAAGUACGCCGUCACUUGUGAUAUGAAAUUGGCGCGAAAACAUUGAUUGUUUCCAAUAACACAACUGUAAAUAAACUGUAUAAGAAGAUUUA
This is a messenger RNA of Athalia rosae (coleseed sawfly), 5430 nucleotides long. RefSeq names its product ATP-binding cassette sub-family C member 4-like. NCBI's taxonomy places the organism in Eukaryota, Metazoa, Arthropoda, Insecta, Hymenoptera, Athaliidae. The record is from RefSeq and is a predicted model, not a curated record. The coding region runs from base 1060 to 5202 and encodes 1380 amino acids. The transcript has 15 exons. Gene Ontology annotation, biological process: transmembrane transport. Gene Ontology annotation, cellular component: membrane. Gene Ontology annotation, molecular function: ATP binding; ABC-type transporter activity; ATP hydrolysis activity.